AUGUUGCCUGAUUCCUACUUUGAGAGCUCGAUUUCCGAACCCGUCUCGCCAGACGUUCAACUCGCACGAGCGUCUAUCGUCGAUUGUCACGAACUCGUGAAAAUGUCGUUCAAGAGACUCAACCAAGCCUUGCAGUUGCUCCGAAAAUCUCCCGAAGCCCACAAGGCCGACAUCCAAACGUUGCUUAGCGCAUCUAUAACGUUCCAACAAACAUGCAAGGACAAAAUAAAGGAUCAUCAUGCUCCAAUUAAUGUUUACUUAGAAAAAAUCAUCAAGAAAAUGGACCAUCUUUCAGCACUAUGCAGCAACUCGUUGGCCCUUGUGAACCGAGUCACAAAAGGCCCGACAAGCAAGCGCCAAAGGGAAGGUUUUCCCGGUUGGCUUUCGACUAGAAACAGGAGACUGCUACAGAGUACCGAAAUAAAGGCUAAUGUUGUUGUGUCGAAAGAUGGAACAGGGGAUUUUAAGACGGUCUCUGAAGCCAUCCGAGCCGCGACAGGUUGUCGUUUUGUGAUACAUGUGAAAUCGGGGGUUUAUAGCGAGUCGAUUAAUACGGACAAAGAUGGGAUCACGUUGAUCGGUGAUGGAAAGUACACGACUAUCAUCACCGCCGGCGGUAGUGUGGGUGGUGGGUCUUCCCUACGAGGAUCUGCAACUUUCACAAUCACCGGCGACGGCUUCAUUGCCCGGGACAUCGGCUUCCAGAACACGGCUGGUGCCUCCGGCCACCAGGCGGUGGCGCUGACCGUCUCCUCUGACCACGCCGUCCUCUUCCGGUGCACCAUCGCCGGCUACCAGGACACACUCUACGCCCACUCCCUCCGACAAUUCUACCGCGAGUGCGACAUCUUCGGCACCAUCGACUUCAUCUUCGGCAACGCCGCCGCCGUUUUCCAGAGCUGCUCCCUCGUCCUCCGCCGCCCGCGCGGUGGCGCCGGCUUCAAUGCCAUCCUCGCCAACGGGCGGACCGACCCGGGCCAGAACACGGGCUUCUCGGUCCAAAACUCGAGAAUUACGGUAGGGCCCGACUUCGAGCCAGUCAAGGGCUCGUUCGCCUCCUACUUGGGCCGGCCCUGGAAGGCCUACUCGCGGGCCGUGGUCAUGCAGUCAAACAUCGACGGUGAGAUCUCGGCCCGUGGGUGGGUCGAGUGGGGUGGGGCGAGCGGGUCGACCUACAAGACAUUGUAUUUCGCGGAGUACGAGAAUGUGGGGCCCGGGGCGGGGACUUCGGGCCGGGUCGGCUGGGCGGGCUUCCACGUGAUCGGGGCGCCGGAGGCGAAGAAGUUUACGGUUGGCGAUUUUAUAGCCGGAAAUUCGUGGCUGCCGUCGACUGGGGUCACUUAUGUUGCGGGCCUGUAG
Striga hermonthica is the source of this 1359-nucleotide messenger RNA. Lineage: Eukaryota; Viridiplantae; Streptophyta; Magnoliopsida; Lamiales; Orobanchaceae. The record is from the annotation of a GenBank genome assembly.